Molecule: messenger RNA, 540 nt
Organism: Mesorhabditis spiculigera
Lineage: Eukaryota; Metazoa; Nematoda; Chromadorea; Rhabditida; Rhabditidae
Source: the annotation of a GenBank genome assembly
AUGGCGCAGCGAUAUUCGCCGAAGCGGGUGGAGGAUGCGCUGGAAUUGCGUCGGCCCGAAAAGACGGGAUGUUUGCAGGGGAGGAAGUUCUUCCAAGUACUCCUCUCCGCCCACGCAGUUUCUCACGCAGCCCACGCCGUGGCGGCGCUUCUACUCUUUCUAUCCUGGAAAGCCAUUUCCAUCGAGUGCUCCCAAGUGGUCCAAUUUAUCGCAAAACUACACGUAAUCCUGGCCGCCAUCUACACGAUGAUCGCCACCGGGAAAUUAGCGACGCUGUUGGCCAGCUACUUUGGGCAAGCGGCCAGCGUGCGGAUGAUGAGCGUAAUUUGCGCGUUACUAUCCGCAAAGAUAUAUGUAAUGGCGAUGCUGGCGGAAGCUGUUUUGGAACUAGCCACUUUUGCUCAUGUUUGCAAGUUUUCCGACGAAAUUUAUAAGCACCUCUGGCUCUCGCGCAUCUUUUUCGGCGUCUCCUUGAUGAUCAACGGGAUUUUCCUAGCUGUUUCGCUAUAUUAUCAUCCGGAUACCGAAAAUAAGGGGCAU